This is a messenger RNA of Suillus paluster, 477 nucleotides long. RefSeq lists its product as uncharacterized. The coding region runs from base 1 to 477 and encodes 158 amino acids. The transcript is spliced from 2 exons. The record is from RefSeq and is a predicted model, not a curated record. Lineage: Eukaryota; Fungi; Basidiomycota; Agaricomycetes; Boletales; Suillaceae.
AUGCAGGACACCAUCAAGCAAAUACACUCUGAAGACACAAGUAAACUAAAACCUUACAUAGGACAUUAUGUGGCUGUGGAGCCUGACAUGAAGGAGCUGGAACCAUCAAUUUUCUCCAAUGAUAAGAAGUCCCACGCUAGGAUGGGUAUCAACCACCCCCAACUCACUGCCAUGCUCUGUCCAAUCAAACACCUUACAUCCUACAAUGAGGAUUGCAAGAAAGUUCAAGCACAGCUGCAAAAUGGAGAGGUAAAGAUGCAUGCAGCUGCAUGGCCUGCAUUUGCAUACAAGGGUGAUUCACCUAGAGAAAACUUCGAUCCACUGAAUAUGCAAGACAACCUUUUCAAAGGCUAUCUUAUGAAACGGGUAUGUAACAUGUUUUUCUUUCUUGGCGCUGGCUCAACUUUCAACAACAGGUUUUCCAUCAUAUAUUCAAGGGUCCUUCCUCUGUGCUUGUCAAGGACGGAGAGACCAUAA